AUGGCUUUGUGUUCAACUUCUGCCAACAAGGAACAACCCUUCCUGCCAUCAAUAGGUAAUAAAGAAAAGCACAGACAUAGUGCAGAAAUCCGCGCCGACGUAGAGGACUUGAAUCGACGAAUAGAAUUUUCUGAGGACAUGAACGAAUCGUCUAAAACAACCGCGAGGAAAGAUUCAUCAUCAAACAAAACUUCUCAAAAAAACGACAUAUGUAAGAGUGGACGAGGCAAAGCGAUCAAAACAAGGACAGACAAAAAGCGAGGAACCCAUUUCCAUUUGCCCUCGCUAUCUUUAAAGCCAGCCGGAAACGCUCGGCCAGUGGAAAGUUGGAGUGCUGCGUUAGGUUUACGGGAAAGCUUUGAGAUUCCUCGUGGUUUCUUGAAUAAACUUACCAACGAGGUGCUCAGAAUCGAUCGACUCUUGAGAGAAGAAGCUAUGUUAAAGCAGAUCAGAGAAACGAGGAUAAUAUCUAGGCAAUUGAGCGAGUCUACAGACAAGCGAAAACUCUCUUCUUUUGGACUUUCAUUGCAACAUACUGCUCGGCCAAAAUUCUCUUACUUUCCUUCGCUAACAGAGCCAUCAAUUGAGCGUCCGGGAUCGCCCUUGAAGCCGUGUCGAUCACCAGAAAAUAAAAAUCGAGAGCUAAUGAAUCAACAGGAACUUGAGAUUCAAAGGAAAAUGAAAGCGUUUAAGCAUCGCCAUUCACAUCCCAAGCGUAAAACAAAAUUAAAAUGAGGAAAUUAAGUGCAUUUGUCUUGGAAAAAAGGCCACGAUUUGCACUGUAGGUUGUCAAGGGAACGAACAAUUUACAGGAUCUCGAUUGUUUACACAUAGGUGCCACCUAUGUUUCCUGUUUUUCAUCUAUAUUUAGUCUGGAAACUUGUACAUGUUAAUUACUAGGAAUAAAUGAUCAAAAUCGUUUUUAAUUUAUAUAUUUUAAGUUUUCAAAUAAUAGACGCCUUCAGAGCGACAAGUAAACUUUUAUUGAAACUUUAUUUCAAUAAAUUCACAAAGCUCAGCAUGUGAUAGUUUAUCUUCAGUCAGCAUGCUUCACACUGAAACGAACAUGAUCAAACAUCUGCGCAUGUGCGGAUUUUGUAACAUCCAUAAUGUGUGCUUUCUAGAAAGCUUUCAGGCUAUCACGCCUGUCAGAACCAAGUUUUCUCACACGAAUAACAAACAACUACUCAAGCCAGUAAGGUACGGUGUUUUAGAAGUGUAAAACCUUUUUGGUCUUUUCAGGUAAAGCUCUAAACAGAAUGGUAAAUCAACAAGAUACCCAUACUUAGAUAAGCUUUCUGUUUGAAAAGUAUCGAAUUAUCUUUCUACCUACUACCUACUUUUGCUUCCUUUUAUAGAUUUCUGUAAACAUUUCAAUCAUCUAUCGCUUAAUUUGCGAGAAAGCUGUUGUUUCCUUUGAAAUUUUCCGCGGGAAAUUGGCGCGGGCAGUUAACGUUGAUCCCUCGCGCAUGCCCGACGUUUUACCGCUGUGUUUGCUGAACGGUAGCUGGACGGAGCAUCCCUCUUCUAUUUAA
Messenger RNA from Pocillopora meandrina, 1535 nucleotides. The record is from the annotation of a GenBank genome assembly. NCBI's taxonomy places the organism in Eukaryota, Metazoa, Cnidaria, Anthozoa, Scleractinia, Pocilloporidae.